CGCGAUGUUUGAAAAUCGUCGGUGAUGAGUGCUGACUGGUCAGGCUUUAAUACUUGUGUUUAUAACAUGAAUUUGAAACUUCCAACAUAAUCACUUAUGGAUGUCCAAACUGGCCACUGUGAGUGGGUUGCUUCGUCCAAUACGAAUUCGUCUACGGAGGGACUCAUUAGCUCUAUUGCUAACCUAAGUUUCGAAGAAACCCGUUUGCUUUGGGGAAAUAGUGGUUAUGCUACUGUGUCUACUCAAGAUGCUCUUGGGAACCGCCCACCAUUCGGUUCGACACCAUGGGAUAUUUCUUCAAACCAUACCACUUCAAAUUCCAUACCAAUGGUUCGCAGUCGGCGCGACAAGCCCAACAGUACCAUCCCAGAAUCUAAUCUAAGUGAUGGGAGUAUUUUGAUGUCUCCUGGAUCUAAGGAUAUGGUGGCUUUGGGGAUGCAGAUGGCAGACCACGUUUUAAGUAACUCUCCAGGAAAUAAUGCUCAGUACUUGAGAGACAUUUCUGAAAACUUGUCAAAUGCAUUUCCUCAUCGUCCAGCACCUAAUUCACUCAAUGGAACCCAAUCUUUUGCAUUAAAUUCUUACCAAUAUGAUUCAAACGUAAGAUCAGUCCUUCCAAAUGAGUCAGAUGCUUUGCAUCAAAAUCAACCUCUUCAGUCUGGAGCUAAUGGAUUGAUUUCAAAUUGCUUUAAUCCAGCUCAAUAUUAUAUGCGUCCACCCUCAGCUGCAACACAGUCUUUACAACAAGUACCUUAUUCGAUUAUACCUAAUAGAUCAUCGGAAUAUGUGCAUGUAAAAAGCUUUACCUCAGAAGCAAUUAGUUGCGAACCUUGCAAUUCCAUUCAAGCUGAAAACUUAGUACCAUAUUUCAUCAACGUUCCAGCAAAUACAGAUCCUUCAGCGUCCAACAUACCUGCAGAGUCUUUCAAUAUGUUUACUGGUUCCCAUUUACAUCGAGAUCAGCAUCCAGCAAGCCAAUCUGAUAAUACAACCCACUUAGUUCCUAUAAUUCCCCAAACAAAUCGCAUCAGUAGUUUACAUCAUAUGAAGUAUAACUCCACAAACGCUAACGAGGAACAUAAAAACCAAUCAUUUAAUCCUUACUUGGGUGGUGCGUUUUCUGGUGUAAAUCAAUUAAACACAUGCUUAGAUUUUAAUAGUGAAUUUAUGACGAAUCCUUCGUUUAUUAGUCAUGUUUCUUUAGCUUGUAGUGAAGGCUACCUACCAACAUUUAUUCGGUCUAAUGGGCCGCCCUCACAGGACAUAAAUAAUUUUGGAGGUUGCUCAAGCUAUCCUUCUGUAAAUCAAGAUUUUUAUAUGCAUGGACCUUAUAGUAAUCUCGGAGGCAACAGGACGGUGGAACAUGCACCAUCUGAACAUACUACUAACGGACUAGUUACAAAUUCUCCUUAUGGUCCCGCACAAUAUGGGCCACAAAAGUUUCAGCAUACUGUUUACCCUAAAGGUGUAUCUCCAGCUCCAGGUGAUCAACUGAAUAUACAGGUACCAAAUUGUGCUGGUGUAAACAACUAUCCAAUGCACCCAGUUGAUACUAUGGUAAGCACGUUGGUGGGGUCGCAAUUUCUCGGACCAUCAGCGAACGGUCAUGCACAAAAUGGGGCUGGUUUUCAAAAUUUACCUGCCAGCGGUUUAUAUCAAUCUCUUAUUCAACCUAAAGAUCCUUCUAUACAUAUUCAGGCUCAAGCUGUUCAGCCUGUUUCAAACGACCAACAACAACAAUCUGCAGCCUUAUUCGCACACACUCUUCAGUUGUUUGCAGCUGCCGCUGCUAGGAAUAUGGGUUCUGGAACACACGAUAUUCACGUAUCUGGUGUCGGGUCAAGUAACAGUGGAUCUGUAUUAAAUUCUGUUGAUUUUGAGUGUUUGAGGCCUUCAGGUGUAAGUGCAGAAGUUUCGCUUACUGCACCCAUUCUACCAGAUCAUUUGCAGGCGUAUGCGAGUAAUUCUUGUGUUCCUGUAAAUGCAGUGGAAAGUCCGGGUCCCCGUCAUCCCCAUUCUACCUUGGAUUUUAAGUCAAUGUGCUCAACGGUUCCUGCUCCUUUCCCACCUAUCUCAUCAUCCAUUCAUUCACAAAAUAUUUUUCCACAAACUGAUGUAAUUACUCAGGAGUUCCAGCAUGCUGGUUUAGGUUAUACCGGAUUGUCAUCUAUGAAUUCAAUGGGUGAUCGUCUGCUUCGACCUUCCAAUAAUUUCGCAAGACCUACACCACCAUUGUCUUCCAAUCGUAUGCCUUAUAUUCCUGCGAGUGUUACAGACUCUCAAUCACCUCCUAGAACUCCGACUACAAUAAUUGGCCCAAGAAUUAGUGUGCCACCAGUCCCACCGAGACCUCAAAUAGCUACUUCAACUAUGUAUACUUGUCAAAAUAAUGGUCCACCUCCUUUUUCUUCCAUACAUACACCACGUUUUCCCUCACGCGGCCCAACUAGUUAUCCACAACUGAAUUUAACACUCAUGCCUCCGCCUCUUCCUCCUUACCCUCAUCAUAUUCAUCAACCACCGCCUGUUCUUCCACCACCUGGAUUUCUACCACCAGCUCAUUCCUAUCGCCCUUCUGGAACCAGUAGCUCUUCUGUCCCACUUAAUAAUACAUCUCCUUCAGGAAACAAGCCUGUUCAUAACAGAUUUCCAAAAGAUCACACUCACUGUACAACACUGCAUCAACCUAACACCCCUGUGUCUGUGAUGACACUCACGUUUGCAGCUGCUCAGCAACAAACCUCAGGAGUAAAUCCUACUUUCGGGAUAAGGCAUUCAUCAUCCAACCAAACUUCUCAUUUUCCACCUCCGUACUAUGGUUUUCCUACUGAUUCAACCGCAACUCCCACUUUCCAACCAAAUUCUUCGUACCUUAAUCAUUCUAACCCACCGUUACAUAUUAAUAAUGUAUUGCACCUAAGACCGACUAAUGAUGCUGCUCCAGAGCGUAGUCGUCUGUUGGAAGAGUUUCGUAAUUCUCGAUUGCCUUGUUUAACAUUGCAUGAUUUAAUGAAUCAUAUCGUGGAAUUUGCUCAAGAUCAGUAUGGUUCACGUUUUAUUCAACAGAAAUUAGAACAAGCUAGUGUUGUAGAUAAAACUAGUGUGUUUCGUGAAAUUCUUCCUUAUGCAUACAAUCUAAUGAUCGAUGUAUUUGGAAAUUAUGUAAUACAGAAAUUUUUUGAAUUGGGAACACCAGAGCAAAAACAAAUACUAGCUCAGAGAAUACGUGGACAAGUUUUGUCAUUGUCCCUUCAGAUGUAUGGUUGUCGUGUCAUACAAAAAGCUGUUGAGUCUGUCCCAUUGGAAAUGCAAAUAUCAAUCGUUAAGGAACUGGAUGGAUGUGUAAUCAAAUGUGUGAAGGAUCAAAAUGGAAAUCAUGUUGUACAGAAAUGCGUGGAAAAUGUCCCUCCAGAACACUUACAGUUUAUUAUAGACGCUUUUAAGGAUCAUGUAUAUUCGAUAUCUACUCAUUCGUAUGGUUGUCGUGUUAUUCAACGUAUUUUAGAGCACUGUACACCUGAACAAACUACUCCAAUUCUCUCUGAGUUACACCAACACACUGAUGCGCUUGUUAAAGAUCAGUAUGGAAAUUAUGUGAUUCAACAUGUUCUUGAACACGGAAAAACGGAAGAUAAGAGCCGAAUCGUAGAACACAUCAAAGGUCGUGUAGCUAAGCUGAGUGUGCACAAGUUCGCUAGUAAUGUUGUAGAGAAAGCUGUUGCGAACGCUUCACGAGUUGAGCGUCAAUCACUUAUCAAUGAAAUACUUGAAGAAACUGUGUUAACUGAAAAUCAAAUUGUACAAAAUGGACAAAAUCAAUCUAGGGAAUUUCGGGUUGAUGAUAGUUUUAGUGAGAAUGAUGAUGACGAUGAUGAUGAUGAACCCAGAACGAGAAGUUCGGUUUUAGUUAUGAUGAUGAAAGAUCAGUUUGCUAAUUAUGUUAUCCAGAAAAUGUUGGAUGUUGCUGAGCAACCGAUAAGGAAAGAGCUUAUGAUUCAAAUUCGUCCACAUUUAGGUAUUUUACGUAAAUAUACUUACGGUAAACAUAUCAUUAAUAAGAUGGAAAAAUACUACAUGAAAACAAAUCAGUUACAUUUAGCCGUUGGACUAAAUUCUCCAUCACCACCUCCAUCUCUAGAUAUUGUAAACGCUUCUUCAAACAUCACUCAAUCGAAUUUAAAUUCAACUAUUCGUAGUUGUGGAAGUACACAUAGCAGUUCGGCUGCAUCACUCCUCCCACCACUGUUAACUCCAACAGAUAUGGCUAUUCGAGCUUCGAAGUCAAUUUCAGUGAAUCGAUCCGGUCAUUCACACCAUUGCUAUUCUAAUCAUAUCUCUCACCAUCAUCAGUCGUAUUUAUCUUCAUUUUCGCGUAAUGGUUUACCAUCACAUCGGGUAAAACAUAAAGAGUCCAAUAAUAGUAACUCAAAUUCUCAGAAAGUUUCAAAUGAGGAAAUGCAAAGUAGUUCUACACUUAUGUCUGAUAGUACGAGUUCAUCCAAAGAGACGUUGGAAGUGCAUAGAAGUUUUGAUGACGAGUUCUGUGGUGGUGAUAAUAUUAGGUCCUUAAAAAGUAAACAUGAAAAACACAAUUCCGAAUUAGAAUCAUCUAAUUUUAAUCAAACACCAACGACUACGAAUGAACGCUCCAAUAGGAACUGUGACGAUAAUAAAGGAAAAGUAAAAUUAUCAGAUCCAGGCAGUACUAGUCAUUUGUAUCAAGUAGUCAAUGAUGUAUCAAGUGAUUUUCGAGUGUCAUCAACAACAAAAUCUAGUAUUCCAACAUCUACUAGCGUCAAACUUAAUGAAGUAGAUGUUAAUGGUGGAAAGUCAAGAAGUGUCGGUGAACUACUGACUAACGGUAGUGAUCAUUAAUAAUGUUUGCUAUACCUUUUCCUCUUCCUUUAUGUCAAUUUAUCUUCUUUUUCUUAAAUCCUUUUUUUUCUAAAUGUUAUAUGAUCAUCAAUUAACCGUUAGGAAAUUGCUUAUUUGAUAGUAUCUUCCAUGUUUUGUAUUUUAUCAAGCUUCAAUUCCUUGUGCAAUGACCUAUUUAUCUCAAACUAUUUUAAAAAGAUUUCCUCAUGUUCAGCAAAUAUCAUUCUCUUGCACAGACGAUUUAUUAUGUAAUGUUUUUUCUCUCUUUUUAUUAUAUAUUUUUUUAAGAAAAAUUUCGACCUUCCAUUGUCUCAUGUAUAUGUACGUAUAAGCUUUGAUUUUUUUUUCUUUUUUUUAUGCAAAGAAAUGUAUGAGACCUCCUUGUAAAACAUAACUUUUCACUGUACGUGAUGUUUACUGAUUAAUACAUGGAUGACGGGUCCAGGUUAUUUAUAUAUACAUACAUUCUAUUGUUGCGUUUCAUUCUCUUUCACCAUACUACCCUAUCGUCGUCAGUUGUGUUGUUAUACUGACAUGACUGAUUCUGUAUUAAUGGUACACUUCACUUGUUAUUUCUUUCGGUGUAUGUUGUUGUGUAAUCAACUGAAUAUCCUUAUAUGUAGUAAAAAUUUCAAUUUUUAUUCAAUGUAUGUGCAUCUACUGUAAAUCGGACUAUUCUCAAUUAUGAAUCUAUUAUAUGCCAAUUCAAGUUGUAUUUAUACGUAUAUAUAUAUAUUAAUAAUCUUCACUUCAUAUUAACCCUUUUUUUAGUUCCUGAUGUCUGAUCAUCUUGGAAUUGUGUAUUGUUUUCUACAAUAAUAGAAUGUUUGUAUUUAGUUAUUUAUUAUUACUAUAUUGGUUGAAGUCAUUUUGUAGUAACUAUCCUGUUUAAUCAAGCUUGUCUUUGUAUACAUUCUGUACACCAUUUUAACUUUUAUUUGUUUCACUUGUGUGUUUGUGACAAUGUGUUAUUAUUACUAUUAUUGCUAUAACACUCUCCCAAGUUCUUGAUACUUGUAAUAAUAUGUAUUUUUCACUGUUCUUUCACUAUGAAAAAAUUGAUCGUUUUCACAAAUAAAAUGAAUAUAUAUAUAUAUAUAUUCUAUUUAUCAUUGUGUUUUGUUUAUUAUUCCAUUCAAUCGUAAACAAAUUGUCAGUGUUGGAUAUCAGUACCUUCAAUCUAAUUACAUAAUCCACUAAUUAUGUAUUUGUUAAGUAUAUAUUUUCUUUAUUUGCACAAUGGUUCGUAUUAAUUAAAGGCUUUCCGUUAUUAUCUUGUUAGCUUACGUUAUCUAGUUGAUUUCGUAUCAUUUUAGUUUUUUCAUUAGGCUAACAGAUUUGAUAUAAUUUAAAAAAAACAACUAAAUGUUCACAAUUAGACUUUUGUAAAGUUAUCGUAGAUGCUUUGAUAUAUUUCGGCGUAAUACGAUUCAUUUGAAUUUGAAGGGAAUCAAAGUCGUUUUGUUUUGUUCACUUAUGCCUUUGGAGUCGUCAUGUACCUCGAUCUUUGACGACUAUCAUUAUGUUUUUAAAGUUUUAUGUGUAUUUGCUCUCAAAGUAAAACUAGGAAACCGUGAUGAAUAUUCUUCCACAGCUCUCAUACUCGUUGACAAUAUCAUAAAUUGACUACCUUCCUGUCAUUUACACCCAGUCCCAGCGUCGAUAGAUAAAAAACGAUAUAGGAGUUAGUAGGAUGACAUUCACUGUAUAUGUAUUAAGAUAUACAAUGCGCUUCAUAAACAACAGAUAUAAAAAUUAUAUGCAUAAUGAAUUAGAUACUUUACAGUGCCCUAUAUCACCUGAAAGGUAGUACAGAAUUACGGAGGUGACAUAUAACUACA
This is a messenger RNA of Schistosoma haematobium, 6716 nucleotides long. RefSeq names its product Pumilio 2. The coding region runs from base 97 to 4875 and encodes 1592 amino acids. NCBI's taxonomy places the organism in Eukaryota, Metazoa, Platyhelminthes, Trematoda, Strigeidida, Schistosomatidae. Gene Ontology annotation, molecular function: mRNA 3'-UTR binding. The transcript is spliced from 10 exons. Gene Ontology annotation, biological process: post-transcriptional regulation of gene expression. Gene Ontology annotation, cellular component: cytoplasm; nucleus. The record is from RefSeq and is a predicted model, not a curated record.